This is a messenger RNA of Chlamydomonas reinhardtii, 2471 nucleotides long. RefSeq lists its product as uncharacterized. Gene Ontology annotation, molecular function: DNA binding; zinc ion binding. The record is from RefSeq and is a predicted model, not a curated record. The transcript has 6 exons. Bases 500 to 2071 code for a protein of 523 amino acids. Lineage: Eukaryota; Viridiplantae; Chlorophyta; Chlorophyceae; Chlamydomonadales; Chlamydomonadaceae.
GAUCGCAAUUUCGAGCCAUGAAUGCACAUACAACGCUCAAACAUGCGCGCAGCAUUCCAAAGCGCGCUCGCUCGCGAAAAGGCUGUGGGAGUCCCACAUGAAACGUAAGGAGCGCUCGGGCAGUUCGAGUCGUGGCUGAUAAGCGCCGCGAUGAGCUAGGGCCAGAGCGGGUGGGCGCCAACCAGGGUUUCGGCACGCCUAUGGGUCCAGGCCUGUCCAGGAAAGCGCUGACCCACACGCAUCAACCAGCUGGCCCACAGCGACGCCCAAGGCGGCUGGGGAUGGCGACACCGGCUCGGCCACAAGGAUUGGCGGCAGUGGGGUGGCCGUCAGUCCCAUCGUGGACGAGGCCAGAGCGAGCCCCGCUGCAGCAACAAUGAACCGGCAGCGACGAGUUCACCGCCAAAUGCCUGCCACGAUAGACAUCACUGUCCAUAAUUAGCAGCAGUAGCAGGAGGUGGAAAGCUGCGCACGCAUGUCUGUCUGCAAAGACGGCGCGAUGACGGUCUACAAGUUUGACUACACUCCCACCGCACGCGGCUGUACCUGCGAAGCCUGCAAGGCCAAGCUGACGGAAGGCGAGCUGCGGCUGGAGAUCACGGCGAGCUCGCCCAAGUCGCCGGGCAAACCGCCGGGCAAGUCCCCGGGCAAGUUGCCGGGCAAGUCGCCGGGCAAGUCACCUGGCAAGUCACCGGCCAAGUCAGGAGGGGGGCGUGAGCCCUCGGCGCGCUACCGGUGCCUGCGCUGCAUCACGCCCACCAUCGCGGCGCACGCGGUGGCGGCGGCCGGCGGCGUGGUUGAGGACCUGCCCGGACUGCCAGACCUGCGGAAGCCCGACCAGCAGGCGGCCCGGCACAGGAUGCAUGAGCUGAUCAAGGAGAUGGAGGAGCACGUGGCCGCCUUGCCGCAGCCGACCACGGCCGCCGCGUUGCCCAAGAAGCGCAAGGCGCAGGCGCCACGCGGCAAGGCGGCGGCCGCUAGUGGAUCCGGCAGCAAGCGGAAGGCGGCUGCGGGCGGCAGCGGCGGCCAGGGCCGGGGCCGGGCCCGGGGCCGCGGCGCUGCUGUAGCUAAGCGUCAGCGGGGCGAGGAGGACGAGGGCGGUGAGGACGAGGAGGCUGGGGAAGCCGAGGAGGCGGAGGAGGCCAGCGGUGAGGACGAGCAAGAGGAGGAUGCGCAGCAGGAGGCUGGCAGCAGCGGAGAGCAGGAGGAGGACGAGGGGGAGGAAGAGGAGGAGGAACAGGAGGAGGAGGAGAAGGAGGCGGGCAAGGCCGAUGCAGCAAAGCCAGCCGCGGGCAAGGGCCGCACGGCGGGCAAGCGCAGUGGCGAGUCAGCUGCGGCGGCGGAGCAGGAGGCGCAGGAGGAGGCGCAGCCGGAAGGCGAGGAGCAGGGGGAGCAGGAGCUGCAGCUGGGGGAGCAGGAGCAGGAGGAGCAGGAGCUGGGGGAGCAGGAGGAGCAGGAGGACGAUGAUGACGAUACGCCGCUGGGCGCCCUGGUGGCUGGCAUGCAAGAGCAGCAGAAGCCGGCGACGGAGCAGGAGCCGACGGCGCAGGGCGACGAGCAGGGCCAGCCGACCCCGGAGACCAUGGUCGGAAAGCCCCUGCCUGUGGUGGUAGACAUGCUGGAGCGGCAGGGGCAGGAGCAGCAGGGGCAGCGGGGGCAGCGGGGGCAGGGGCAGCAGCAGCCAGGCGCGACUGGUGUGGCACCCGUGCAGAUGGCGGCGGCGGCGGUGCGGGCCGCCGGCGCGGCGGUCAUGGCGGCGGGCACGGGCGGCAACGGCGCGGCGCCGCAGGGCGCAGUGGAGGCCGUGCUCGCCGCGGCAGAGGACCCCCGCAUGGAGGGGGCGCAGCCGGCACUGGGGCCGGAUGUGCCGGCGGAGGUGCUGGCGGCGGCGCUGGUGGCGGCUGAGGCGGCGAACGCCAGGGAGUGUGUGGCGGGCCAGGUGGCGGAGGCGCAGAUGGGCCCGGUGGCGUUUGAGAUUGACGCCGCCGGCAAAUCAGAGCGGCAGGCGGUGGCGGAGGCGCCGGCAGGCGAGGGCGACACGGCGGAGGCGGAGGCGGAGGCGGGCGAGUAGGAGUUUGGGAUGUGCGAGGAUGUUGGGAGUUAGCGUUGCGCCUUUGCCGUUGAUGCCGUGUGUUUACGGUAGUAUUGCUGUCCUUUGUGCGGGCUUGUUAGCAAGGCGCGGCGAUGUUGAAAGGCUUGUUGUUGAAGCAACACGUUUAGAGGGCCCAGACAGCGGCAGGGCCCUCCCCUGGGCCCGGACAGCUGCAAAUGCAGUACAGCCCGCAGAGAUUGGACAGAGUAUCGCCUGGGAAACCCCAAGGACAGCAACGUGGUGCGUUGUGGGCGGUGUUGUGCACGCCCGUAUGGAUCGAUGAGGAAUUUGAGCUGGGCAGCACCUGAGCGCCGGGCCCAUGCGUUGCAGUUUUGCAGAAUGCAUACGGUGCUGUGCGCCCUUGUAAUCCUGCAAGUUG